Messenger RNA from Miniopterus natalensis, 3517 nucleotides. NCBI's taxonomy places the organism in Eukaryota, Metazoa, Chordata, Mammalia, Chiroptera, Miniopteridae. The record is from RefSeq and is a predicted model, not a curated record.
GCCCCCCUUUGCAGGCUCUUGCAGCCAACACUGGAACAGGAUUUGCUGUCGCCGAGCCUCAGAUUGCAAUGUUUUGUGGAAAGUUAAAUAUGCAUGUGAACAUUCAGACUGGGGAAUGGGAACCUGACCCUACCGGCACCAAGAGCUGCUUUGGGACAAAAGAAGAAGUCUUUCAGUACUGUCAGGAGAUGUAUCCAGAGCUACAGAUCACCAACGUGAUGGAAGCCAACCAGCCGGCCAGCGUGGACAACUGGUGCCGGAGGGACAAAAAGGAGUGCAAGAGCCACAUGGUGGUUCCGUUCAAGUGUCUUGUGGGUGAGUUUGUGAGCGACGUUCUGCUGGUCCCGGAAAAGUGCCAGUUUUUCCACAAAGAGCGGAUGGACGUGUGUGAGAAUCACCAGCACUGGCACACGGUGGUCACGGAGGCCUGCCUGGCGCAGGGGACGGCCCUGUACAGCUACGGCAUGUUGCUGCCCUGCGGCGUGGACCAGUUCCACGGCACCGAGUACGUGUGCUGCCCCCAGACCAAGGCCCGUGAGCCCGCGGUGUCCGAGGAGGAGGAGGGAGAGGAGGGAGAGGAGGAGGAGGAGGAAGAGGAAGAGGAGGAAGACUACGACGUUUACAAAAGUGAAUUCCCGACCGAGGCCGAUCUGGAGGACUUCACAGAAGCCGCUGUGGGUGGGGACGGCGAGGAUGACGGCCAGGAGGCGGUGGAGGACCGUGACUACUACUACGACACCUUUAGGGGACAGGACUACGACCAAGAGAGCCCGGCAGAACCCCGCCGCGACGGGGCCGUGUCAGAAAAGGGAAUUACCCACGACGUUAAAGCUGUCUGCUCCCAGGACGCGAUGACGGGGCCCUGCCGGGCCGUGAUGCCCCGGUGGUACUUCGACCUCGCCAAGGGAAAGUGCGUGCGCUUUAUAUAUGGCGGCUGCGGAGGCAACAGGAACAAUUUUGAGUCUGAGGAUUAUUGUAUGGCUGUGUGUAAAACCAUGAUUCCCCCAACUCCUCUGCCAACCAAUGACGUCGACGUGUAUUUCGAGACCUCUGCAGAUGACAACGAACACGCCCGCUUCCAAAAGGCGAAGGAGCAGCUGGAAAUUCGGCACCGCAACCGGAUGGAUAGGGUGAAGAAAGAAUGGGAAGAGGCCGAGCUUCAAGCAAAGAACCUGCCUAAAGCAGAGAGGCAGACUCUGAUCCAGCACUUCCAAACUAUGGUGAAAGCUUUAGAGAAAGAAGCAGCCAGCGAGAAGCAGCAGCUGGUGGAAACCCACCUGGCUCGAGUGGAAGCCAUGCUGAACGACCGCCGCCGCAUGGCCUUGGAGAACUACCUGGCCGCCUUGCAGUCGGACCCGCCGCGGCCUCAUCGCAUUCUCCAGGCCUUGCGGCGUUAUGUCCGUGCUGAGAACAAAGACCGCCUGCAUACCAUCCGUCAUUACCAGCAUGUGUUGGCUGUGGACCCGGAAAAGGCGGCCCAGAUGAAGUCCCAGGUGAUGACACAUCUCCACGUGAUUGAAGAAAGAAGGAACCAAAGCCUCUCUCUGCUCUACAAAGUACCUUAUGUAGCCCAGGAAAUCCAAGAGGAAAUUGACGAGCUGCUUCAGGAACAGCGUGCAGACAUGGACCAGUUCACAGCCUCGAUCUCAGAGACCCCCGUGGACGUCCGGGUGAGCUCUGAAGAAAGCGAUGAGAUCCCGCCAUUCCACCCCUUCCAUCCCUUCCCGUCCUUACCUGAGAGUGAAGACACCCAGCCGGAGUUGUACCACCCAAUGAAAAAAGGCUCGGGGCUGGGCGAGCAGGACGGAGGGCUGAUCGGCGCCGAGGAGAAGGUGAUCAACAGCAAGAAUAAAGCGGAUGAAAACAUGGUCAUUGACGAGACUCUGGAUGUGAAGGAAAUGAUUUUCAAUUCUGAGAGAGUUGGAGGCCUUGAGGAAGAGCCGGAAUCUGUGGGGCCGCUGCGAGAGGACUUCAGCCUGAGCAGCAGCGCCCUCAUCGGCCUGUUGGUCAUUGCCGUGGCCAUUGCCACCGUCAUUGUCAUCAGCCUGGUGAUGCUGAGGAAGAGGCAGUAUGGCACCAUUAGCCACGGCAUCGUGGAAGUCGACCCAAUGCUCACCCCCGAAGAGCGUCACCUGAACAAGAUGCAGAACCAUGGUUAUGAAAACCCGACCUACAAGUAUCUUGAGCAGAUGCAGGUUUAAGUGGGAGAAGGUGCAUGUCCCCCCCAUUGGAGGGGGGUGCAGGUGGGCCAGAAGGUCCAGUGAGUUGAAUCGACUGCUGACCAACAGAUACUUCCAGAGGAUUGCAUCUUACAUUCAGACCUCUUGGAUCAUUAAGACUAUAAAGUACUACUGUAGGAUCACAAUUUCCAUUCUUUUAAAUGGGUGAAAAAAUGUUAAUAUAACAAUAUAUGAUAUAUAAACCUUAAAUGAAAUGAGAAAAUGAUCUAUUGCAGAUAUUUGACUGAUGUAGUUUUCUUUUUUAAAUUAAUCAGGCAUCCCACUUCUAUUGUAUUGUCUCACACAUGCUCUCCGUAGACAUGGAAAUGUUGAUUUGCAAUGACAGACUGUAUGCAGGUCGUUUGUCCCGGUUGCAUUGUAUAAAUCAACUAAGGCGCAUUCACUGUCCUGACUCUUAUGUUUUAUAAAGGCAGUAUUUCCUUUUUAAAUGAGCUUCAGGAAGUUGCUGAGAAACUAAGUGAAAUAGGGAACUGUAAGACCAUUGAAGCACAUCUGAUCCCCUCUCAAAAUUAUUUUAUAGGACCAGUUUCUUGGGAGUCUGGUGUUCCCACUGCUGGGUUCCUUGGUGUCUCCACACAAGUCCUGUCACCAAGGUGGUUAAAAGCAUUUGCGUUCCAGCAUCUUUUAGCGAGCCUACUGUAUACAGAAUAGGGCGUCCACUACUGCUUUCCUUCAAAAUCCAGUUCUUCCACGGAUAGUAGCCUGUAGUUUGUACAUGACCUUCACUGUCCACCGUUUACUUACCAUAGCUUUUUACAGCUCACUCCCUCCCAAGUAAUGUCCGAAUGUGCUGUCUUUACCUCCUUGGACAUUUCCCUCUGAAGGCACUGACCCCGUCCCUCCCGCUGUACCUUGGCUUCCCCCUCUCCUCCCGUCACCAGCUUGGUGGUGUUCUCUCGGAAGACGACAGCCGCAGGUGGCGGUGGCCCGGGAGACCGUGGAGGUUUGCUCUGUGUGGAAGGAGGCUGUUGAGAGGGCCUGCAGACACCAUGCAAGGUGGUGAGGGUUCCGUUCCCUUCACGCGAGUCUCUGUAAUGCUUGUAUAGUUGAUGUUGAUGCUCACAGCUUUCUCUUUUUUUAUUCUGAAGGUUCUGGUAACCUGUGGUGUAUUUUUUUUCUAUUUCCCCGUGACUGUUUUUUUGUUUUUGUUUUUUUUUCUUUCCUCCCUUUUCCAUGUCUCUUUCCACUAUGCACAGAUAAACUUCACCUACAGACUCCUUAAUCUGAUCUGUGGAGAAUGUACAGUUUAAACACAUCAAUAAAUACUUUAACUUCCA